Molecule: messenger RNA, 1536 nt
Organism: Quercus lobata
Lineage: Eukaryota; Viridiplantae; Streptophyta; Magnoliopsida; Fagales; Fagaceae
Product: 3,9-dihydroxypterocarpan 6A-monooxygenase-like
Exons: 2
Coding region: 1-1536 (511 amino acids)
Molecular function (GO): iron ion binding; oxidoreductase activity, acting on paired donors, with incorporation or reduction of molecular oxygen; heme binding
Source: RefSeq, a predicted model, not a curated record
AUGGCUGAUUUGCAAGAAAAUCUUGUACUUCUCCUUAUCUGGCUAGCCUCUAUCAUUUUGGUCGGAACCUUCCUUACCAAAACUAAAACCAAAGUUCGCCUUCCACCGAGCCCACGAGCGCUACCGAUCAUUGGACACCUCCACCUCCUUAACCGAAUCCCUCACCAAGCUUUUCACAAGCUUUCGAACCAAUAUGGACCUUUAAUAUACCUACUCUUUGGCUCCAAACGUUGUGUGAUUGUUUCCUCGCCGGAAAUAGCAAGAGAAUUCCUAAAAACCUAUGAAACUAGUUUCUUGGACCGCCCCAAAAUGUCUAACGCAGACUACCUUUCAUAUGGCACAGCGGAUUUCGCUUUGGCACCCUACGGACCCCACUGGAAGUUCAUGAAAAAGCUUUGCAUGACCGAACUUCUAGGCGGUCAAACACUUGAGCAUCACUUACCGAUCAGGUGUGACGAACUAAAGCGGUUUCUACAUCUAUUAUAUAAAAAAGCGAAGGCCAAUGAGGCAGUUGAUGUAGGAGCAGAGCUUAUAACGUUAACGAAUAACAUGAUAUCAAGGAUGGCACUAAGAAAAAGGUUUUCGGAAAAUGAAGACGAUGCUGACAAAGUGAGGAAGAUAGUGAAAGAAAUGUGUGAGCUUGCUGGUAAGGGUAAUGUGUCGGAAAUGAUAUGGUUUUGCAAGAAUUUGGAUUUGCAAGGAUUUGGGAAAAGGCUUAAGGAUGUUCGCGAUAGAUAUGACACUAUGAUGGAGAAGAUAAUGAAGGAACACGAAGAGGCAAGGAAGAAGGAGAUGGGUGAUGGAAUAAAAGAUGUACUUGAUAUUUUACUUGAUAUAUACGAAGAAGAAAACUCAGAGAUCAGAAUGACCAGAAAAAACAUCAAGGCCUUCAUUAUGAAUAUGUUUGGAGCUGGGACAGACACAUCAGCUGUGACAACAGAAUGGGGACUCUCAGAGCUAAUUAAUCACCCAAAAGUGAUGGCUAAAGCAAGGCAGGAGAUUGAUAUGGUUAUUGGGAAAAACAAAAUUAUAGAGGAGUCGGAUAUAGUUAAACUUCCCUACAUGCAGGCUAUAGUGAAAGAAAUACUGAGGCUUCACCCAACUGGCCCCUUAAUUGCGAGGGAGUGUACUGAAGAUUGCAACAUUGCUGGCUAUGAUAUUCCAGCAAAAACCCGGGUUUAUGUAAAUGUGUGGGCUAUUGGAAGGGACUCAAACCACUGGGAGAAUCCACUUGAGUUCUCACCGGAGAGGUUUCUUACUGAAGAGGGUAGUGGGAAUAGCCAAUUGGAUGUGAGGGGGCAACACUUCCAUUUUAUACCAUUUGGGAGUGGAAGAAGAAGUUGUCCUGGUGCAACGCUAGCAUUGAAGGUUGUUCAUACCACACUGGCUGCAAUGAUUCAGUGCUUUGAAUGGAAAGUUGGGGAUGGAGGAGAUGGUACUGUGGACAUGGAAGAGGGACCUGGGAUAACCCUUCCUCGGGCUCAUCCUCUAGUUUGUGUCCCUGUGGCUAGGCUCAAACAAUUUCCACCAAUUUGA